AUGCGCAGGACAGCCAGGAAUUCGCCUGGUUUCAUACAGUCUGGACUAACACGGAGGCCACGAAAUGGAGGUAAAACUCACGAAUUACCUAGUUCCCGAGGACCUUGCAAGGACAAGGACGACAGCAUGGAAUGGAUGCAUGGGAUUAUCUGCUCCCUGGGGCCGCACUCCAGGCCAAAACUCUCCUAUGCCGUCUUGUAUCCUUCUGAAGAGGACCGAAAUUCAUCCUCCGAGGAAUCGUCCUGGCAAAUAGCCGGCAUAGUCACCCUCUUGCCUACCAACUUCAACGUUGCCCCGGAUGGAACCAAGUCCUCAGACGCUCCGGCUACGGGCUGCAAAGCCAUGGAAGUAGGGUACAUCUUUCUACCUGAAGUCUGGGGCCGAGGAUACGCCACGGAGAGUUGUGCGGCAAUGAUUAAGGCGUAUGCUGAACUGGUGACGCAGGUGGAGGAACUUCCGGGGGAAUUGUGCGAGAGUGUGCAUAAGUUGAAUGGGGCGAGUGUGCGUGUUGCUGAGAAGUUGGGAUUUAUGAGGGUUGCGGAGUUUAAGGCGGAGGCGAAUCUGCCUUUGGUUGAUGGGGAAAAGAGUUAUGAUGUUGUUCAUUUUAGGAGAGUUAUUUGA
Molecule: messenger RNA, 621 nt
Organism: Pochonia chlamydosporia 170
Lineage: Eukaryota; Fungi; Ascomycota; Sordariomycetes; Hypocreales; Clavicipitaceae
Product: acetyltransferase (GNAT) domain-containing protein
Exons: 2
Coding region: 1-621 (206 amino acids)
Molecular function (GO): acyltransferase activity, transferring groups other than amino-acyl groups
Source: RefSeq, a predicted model, not a curated record